CCCGGCAUGCAUUGCCUGGGACGGGGCAAGUCGGGCGCCAAGCGCCUGGCCGGAGCCGCCUUCCCGGAGUCCUUUGCGCGGCACCUGGCGACAAAAUGGCUGCCCGAGGGAGACGGGCGGAGCCUCCGGGCCGGGAGGCGCCGGGCCCCGCGGGCGGCGGCGGCGUCGGGAGCCGAUGGGCUGAGUCUGGGCCCGGGACGUCGCCCGAGAGCGGGGACGAGGAAGCGUCGGGCGCGGGUUCUAGCCCGGUGUCGGGCGGUGUGAACUUGUUCGCCAACGACGGCAGCUUCCUGGAGCUGUUCAAGCGGAAGAUGGAGGAGGAGCAGCGGCAGCGGCAGGAGGAGCCGCCCCCGGGCCCGCCGCGACCCGACCAGCCUGCCGCCGCCGCCGCCGCGGGCCCUGGGGAUCUGAAGAGGAAGGGCGGCCCGGGCCCCACGCUCAGCUUCGUGGGCAAGCGCAGAGGCGGGAACAAACUAGCCCUCAAGACGGGAAUAGUAGCCAAGAAGCAGAAGACGGAGGAUGAGGUAUUAACAAGUAAAGGUGAUGCGUGGGCCAAGUACAUGGCAGAGGUGAAAAAGUACAAAGCCCAUCAGUGCGGCGAUGAUGAUAAGACUCGGCCCCUGGUGAAAUGACCCCCUUCCCCCGCCUGCCUACGGCCUGGGACUCUCUGCGA
Panthera uncia (snow leopard) is the source of this 673-nucleotide messenger RNA. RefSeq names its product telomerase RNA component interacting RNase (gene TRIR). Lineage: Eukaryota; Metazoa; Chordata; Mammalia; Carnivora; Felidae. The transcript is spliced from 3 exons. Bases 96 to 632 code for a protein of 178 amino acids. The record is from RefSeq and is a predicted model, not a curated record. Gene Ontology annotation, molecular function: 3'-5' exonuclease activity; 5'-3' exonuclease activity.